Messenger RNA from Torulaspora delbrueckii, 267 nucleotides. It is a transcript of the gene MHF2, whose product is annotated as Mhf2p. Gene Ontology annotation, biological process: resolution of meiotic recombination intermediates; DNA repair; kinetochore assembly. Gene Ontology annotation, cellular component: Fanconi anaemia nuclear complex; FANCM-MHF complex. The record is from RefSeq and is a predicted model, not a curated record. Gene Ontology annotation, molecular function: protein heterodimerization activity. Lineage: Eukaryota; Fungi; Ascomycota; Saccharomycetes; Saccharomycetales; Saccharomycetaceae. The transcript has a single exon. Bases 1 to 267 code for a protein of 88 amino acids.
AUGGUUGAUAAAAUCCCAAAGGAAACUAUCGCUCGUACGUUCCAAGUGGGGGCCUUUGAGAAUGAAAGUACCAAUAUAACAGACGAAACCGUCGGGAUGAUGCAGAAGUAUAUGGAAGUGUUUGUACGUGAAGCUGUAUUGAGAUCAUCUGCCAAUAAGGAACAGAUCAAGGUGGAGCAUUCUGGUGCUCAGAGGAAUAGUAAUGAAAUUGUACUUACGCAUGAAGACCUCGAAAACAUAACUGGUUUAUUACUGUUGGAUAUGUAA